UCCGCCCCCGCCCCGCAGCGCCGGCCCCGCCUCCAGUCCUCCAAGAGCAACGAGUUGCGCGGGCGGACGAACGCCACAGGAAGUGUCGCGCUGACCCCUCCCCCCGUUGCUCGGGCAACCGGAGCCGCUUCCGGUCACGUUGAGCAGAAGGGGCGGCGCCCGCGCCGGAAGGCGGAAGUGCCGCGGCGUUUCCCGUCUGUGGCGGAGCCGCCGCCGGGCGAGCGCGGCCGGGGGGACCCGGCGGGCACCGAGCGGCUCCUCCGGCAGCGGCCGCGGCCGCGUAGGGCGCGGUGGGACACCGGCGCGGCUUAGCGGCGAGGCUCGGUGAGGCCUAGAGGGGCCCGGCCCGGGGUGGGCAGCGGGGGCGGCGAAGCCUCCGCCGGGCUUCAGGAGUUGUGCCCGGGCCGGGGGAGGCCGGAGAGGGACUCGGAGCGGGUUGGGGGGGCCGCCAGAGCCCGCGGGGGGGGGGGCGGCAGCAGGAGCCCCGGAGGAGGAGGAGGAGGAGGAGGAGGAAGGGCAGGAGGGUCUCGCCCCCCGGCAUGGCGGCCCCGGCGGCGCUGGGCGGCCCCGGCUCCCGGCCGGACCCGGUGGAGACGCUGCAGGAGGAGGCGAUUUGCGCCAUCUGCCUCGAUUACUUCGCCGACCCGGUGUCCAUCGGCUGCGGCCACAACUUCUGCCGCGGCUGCAUCUCCCGGCUCUGGGCCCGCGGCGGCCCCGAGCCCCCCGCGGGCGGCUCCGAGGGCGGCUCCGAGCUGGAGGAGGAGGAGGAGGACGAGGACGACGAGGACGAGCUGGAGGAAGACGAGCUGGACGUGGAGCAGGAGGAGGAGGAGGAGGAGGACGAGGCCGGCGUGGACGAGGAGGAAGACGACGACAUGUGGGAGGAGGAGGAGGAGGAGGAGGAAGCCGAGCUCUGGGAGGACGCCGCUGAGGACGAGGAGGAGGAGGAGGAGGAGGAAGAAGCCGCCGCGUGGGCGGGGGGCGCGCAGGGCGGGCUUUACUUCGGCGACGAGGACUACGACGAGGACGUGAUGGAGGAGGACGUGGAGGAGGAGGAGGAGGCGGACGAGGAGGAGGAGGAGGAGGAGGAGGAGGAGGAAGAGCAGCCGCCUCCCCCGGCCCCUCCGCGGCGCCCCGCGGUCUUCACGUGCCCGCAGUGCCGCAAGACCUUCCUGCAGCGCAGCUUCCGCCCCAACCUGCAGCUCGCCAACAUGGUGCAGAUCAUCCGGCAGCUCCACCCGCGGCCGCAGCGCCCCGCGGGGCCCGGGCCCGGCCCGGCCUCGGCUCCCGGGGGUCCCCCGGAGCUCUGCGAGAAGCACCAGGAGCCGCUGAAGCUCUUCUGCGAGGUGGACGAGGCGGCGAUCUGCGUGGUGUGCCGCGAGGCCCGCGGGCACAAGCACCACAGCGUGGUGCCCCUGGACGAGGUGGUGCAGGACUGCAAGAACAAGCUCCAGAGCCACCUGGAGCCGCUCCGCAAGCAGCUGGACGCGGUGCUGAAGCAGAAAUCCAGCGAGGAGGAGAAAAUCUCCGUGCUGAGGGAGCAGAUGCAGGUGGAGAUGCAGGAGCUGGAGGCCGAUUUCGAGGUGCUGCACAGGUUCCUGGCGGGGGAGCAGGUGCUGCUGCUGAGGCAGCUGCAGGAGCGGCACGAGGCGCUGCUGGCGCGGCAGCGGCGCAACCUGGGCGCGCUGGAGGAGCGCGGCGCGGCGCUGCGGCGCCUCAUCGCCGACGCCGAGGCCGCCGGCAGGCAGGACGGGCUGCAGCUGCUCAAGGACAUCAAAGGCACUUUCAUCAGGUGUGAGAACAUCAAAUUCCAGGAGCCCGAGAUGGUGCCGGUGGAUGUGGGGAAGAAAUUCCGGAAUUGUUUCCUGCAGGACGUGGUGAUGAGAAAGAUGGAAAAGGUCUUCAGCAAAGUGCCCCAAGCCGACGUGACCCUGGACCCCUCCACGGCCCACCCGCGGCUCAGCCUCUCGCUGGACCGGCGCAGCGUCCGAUUGUCCGAGCGGCGCCAGGAGGCGGCGGGCAGCGCCCGGCGCUCGGACGGCGACCUUUGCGUGCUGGGAGCGCCCGGUUUCAGCGCCGGGCGUCACUACUGGGAGGUGGAGGUGGGCGGCCGGCGCGGCUGGGCCGUGGGGGCCGCCCGCGAGACCACCCGGCACCGGCACAAGGGCGCGUCCGGCGGCUCGUCCCCGGCGCCCAAGCGGGAGAUCUGGGCCGUGGGCACCAGCGGCAAGAAGUACCAGGCGCUGACGGCCACGGAGCAGACGGCGCUGGCGCCCGGCGAGCAGCCGCGGCGUUUCGGCGUCUACCUGGACUACGAGCGGGGCCAGCUGUGCUUCUACAACGCCGAGAGCAUGAGCCACAUCCACACCUUCCACAUCUGCUGCCGCGAGCGCGUCUUCCCUUUCUUCCGCAUCCUGGCCAAGGGCACCCGCAUCAAGAUCUGCACCUGACGGGUCCGGGCUGGCCCCCACCCCACCCCGCCCCACCACACCCCCGCCGUGGGGCUGCGGGGCAUAAAAAAAAGAAAAAAAAAAAAAAAAAAAAAAAAAAAGGGGUGGUGGGGUGUCGGGGGGGUGCUGCCCUCGGCUUCCUGCACCUGCUUCGCUCGUGAGGUUCCUCCUCUUCCUCCUCCUCCUCCUCCUCCUCCUUCUUCUUCUCCUGCUGCUGCUGCUCCUCCGCCCGUGCCGGGAUCCGGCAGCGGCGCCACGGAGCUGGCUCAGCUCAGGAGGGGGAGGCCCCUCGGGAGUUGGGUUUGGGGUUGGGAACGGGGCAGGAUCCACCUUGGAAUUGGGGUUUGGGUUGAAUGGGGCGAGAUCCGCCCCUUUGGAGCCGGUUUUGAGUUAAAACGGGGCAGGAUCGACCCCUUUGGAGCCGGUUUUGGGUUAAAACGGGGCAGGAUCCGCCCCUUUGGAGCUGGUUUUGAGUUAAAACGGGGCAGAAUCCGCCCCUUUGGAGCCGGUUUUGGGUUAAAACGGGGCAGAAUCCGCCCCUUUGGAGCCGGUUUUGGGUUAAAACGGGGCAGGAUCCGCUCCUUUGGAGCCGGUUUUGGGUUAAAACGGGGCAGAAUCCGCCCCUUUGGAGCCGGUUUUGGGUUAAAACGGGGCAGAAUCCGCCCCUUUGGAGCCGGUUUUGGGUUAAAACGGGGCAGGAUCCGCCCCUUUGGAGCUGGUUUUGAGUUAAAACGGGGCAGAAUCCGCCCCUUUGGAGCCGGUUUUGGGUUAAAACGGGGCAGAAUCCGCUCCUUUGGAGGUGAUUUCAGUUUGGAACUGGGAUGGAUUUCCCUUGGAUCUGGUUGCCCGUUCGGUUCCUGGUGCUGGGAGCUGCUCCCUCCCUCCCCCAGUUGUAUCCCAGUUGAAUUUUGGGCCCUUCCCGGACCCCCCCUCCCCCUCCCCACCGGGAGUUUUUCUGCGUUUGGGACCAAAUCCUCUCAAGAUUUGAAACUCCCUCCCUUUGCCCAAAAUCCGCAUUUUUUCAGUGCCUGGAUUUUUUUUUUUUUGGGUUUCACCUGAGCCCCCACCCCCCCAACCCAGCACCAAUGUUCCUGUUCUUCCCCUGCUGUUCUCCUGCUCCUCCAAUCUCCCUUUCCUUGCCAUUUUUUGGGGGAAAAUCCUGGAUUUUCCUCUCCCCUCUGGCACUUUACGGGGCCGGGAGGAGCCGCUUCCGCCCCGCAGCUCUGGAGCUCCCCGAGUUGGGGAUAUUUAUUUUUCCCCCCCCCCUUAUUUCCAGCCGGAUCCUGUCCCACUCGGGAGCUCCCCCUUGCCCCUUUUCCCUCACGUUUCCCCGGAUUUUGGUGGAUUUGGGAAUUUCCUGUUGGCGUUACAGAGCUCGUUCGGGAUAUUUUUGGCUAAAAUGAGAAUUAAAUGGAGAUUUAGUUUUAUGACAUGUCAAUAAUAAAGAAUAAAGAAGUUGUA
Vidua chalybeata is the source of this 3911-nucleotide messenger RNA. It is a transcript of the gene TRIM41, whose product is annotated as tripartite motif containing 41. Gene Ontology annotation, molecular function: zinc ion binding; protein binding. NCBI's taxonomy places the organism in Eukaryota, Metazoa, Chordata, Aves, Passeriformes, Viduidae. The record is from RefSeq and is a predicted model, not a curated record. The transcript has 6 exons. The coding region runs from base 540 to 2450 and encodes 636 amino acids.